Paramecium pentaurelia is the source of this 687-nucleotide messenger RNA. The record is from the annotation of a GenBank genome assembly. Lineage: Eukaryota; Ciliophora; Oligohymenophorea; Peniculida; Parameciidae.
AAUGUCCAGAAGGUUUAAUUAGAUACAGAAUAAAUAAAUUGAUUGGUCAAAUGAGUAACAAAGAAAAAAGAGACUUAUUCUUGAUAGUCCAGAUACUAAAGAGACUGUAACUAUAUUACCUAAAUAAGUAUGAUAUUGAUCUUAAUAAAAUAAUAGAAAAUACCAAACUCAAACACAUUACCUAAGCAUUUUAUUUCUGGACAAAAGAAGAAAGCAAGAUUAAAAUAAUAAACUUAAGAAGAAUGUCCUAUUUGUUUAAUGAAUUUAGAUGAUGUAUAAAAGGUUUGUGAAAUUGAUGUAUGCAAUCAUUAGAUAUGUUCAACUUGUAUAAAAGAAUGGGCAGAAAAAUAUAAAACAUAAUGUCCAUGUUGUAGAGCAAAAUUCAAAUUUAUUUAUCCAAUAAAAGAUGGAAAAAGAGAAAACAAUCCAAUAAAAUUAAAUUUAAAUUUACCAAAAUGGAAUUAAGAAGAAGAUGAAUUUUAUGAAGAUGAUUAUGAUGAUGAAGAAAGAUGUUAAGUUUGUUAAUUUUCACAUACUCCUUAUUUAAUGUUAAUUUGUGAUAAAUGUAAUGAUGCAUUUUGUCAUACUUUUUGUGAUCCAGCCUAAUUAGAAUUAAAAGUUCCAAGUAGUAAAUGGUAUUGUUUGGAUUGUAGAAAGUCAAAAUUUAUUUACUACAAACAUAGAUGA